CAAAUUCACCUGACUGAUCAAGAAGGCAACACUGUCAGUAAAAGCGAAUGGCGUAGCGUCCUACUUACUUUUAUUUUAAUUCAAAUUGUUGAGCUUCGUUUUAUCUGUAAUAUAAAUUUGGUAAUUUUUUGUAGUCCAAACAUUUUAAUAUGGAAGAAUUGAAACUAUAUCUUAAUGACAUCGUCUGCGUUACUUGCCUCGCAAGUGAUCGUGAAUUACAACACUUAAAAGACAUUCAACAAAUUCAAGAAUUAUUACCUGAUUUACAAUUGGAUAUCAACGAAAAUAGAAUAUGUUGGGAAUGCAGCACGACUAUGAGGAAGUUUGUCAAAUUCAGGCAAAAGGCGUCGGAGGCCCAGAAGAUGUUCACAAAAUUUCUGGAAGGGCAGUUGACUUCAAUCAAAUCAUUCUCCAAUCUAAAAUGGGAACAAAUGGUUGAUGGUGUGAAAAUAGUUAUGGAGGACCAGUCCAGCCGAAUUCAGAUUCAGAGUGACGAAAAUGACGAAUUGAUGAAAGAAACUGAAGAUUUUGAAAAUAAUUACAUCAACAACACAUUAUAUGAGGAGGUACAAUACAAAGAUGUUAUAGACGAUGAUAAUUAUUCAACAGAUGGCGGGUCUAUUAGGAAUCGUCUAAACAGUCAAACAGAACUGAGUUCACAGUGUGAAGACGACCCAAUGGAGUAUCAAGACGAAAAUGAUGAUGAUAUAUUACAGAAAUUACCAGUGAACUUUGAGAUUGAUGAUGAAGAAACAAAUAAAAUCAUAGAGAACACGUUAGAAGCGUUUCUGCAAGAUCUCAAGGUUAAGAAGGAGAACAAUUUAGUCGCAACAGCUGAAGUGAGCGAGUCAGAUCACGGGGUUAAUGAAAAUGAAGAUUCGUUUAUUGCUUUACAAUCUAACCACAAAGUAUUUGAUGUACCAAGGGGCAAGAUCUUGAACCCGUAUAAGAAUGUUUCCAGGAAGAAGAUAAGUAGGGAAGAGAUGGAAGAGAUGUUGGAUAGGGAGAGAGAGAACAAUUGUUACAAGAACGCCUAUUUCAAAUGCGAGAAAUGUGUGUACGGUUAUGAUAAUGUAAAUCAAUAUACUGAUCACUUGGAGAAACAUGAUGAGAAACAGGGACUGGAAUGUUGCACUAUAUGUGAACAGAGAUUUGCUGAUAGGAAAACAGCUAUGGAACAUUAUCAACACCAUUUCAUGGCGUUCCACUGCACCGUCUGCGGUUACACCAGCAGAUUUCUGCGGUUCCUCAAAGCGCAUCAGGAUAAGAACGAGUGCCGGUCCAAGAAGUAUCCAAUUUGGUUCUUUUGCGACGAAUGCGAUCAAAAGUUUGCCUUAGAAAGCCUCCUUGGCCACCACAAGAAGACUAUACAUCAAGUGAAGUAUACUUGUAAAUAUUGCACGAAGACUUUCGCUAAAGACAGCAACAGGAAGUUGCACGAGCAAUUGCACAAAGGCAUCCAAUGUGAUAUUUGUAAGAAGAGCUUUAUGAACAAGAAGAGUUUCCAACAUCAUUUGAAGAACGUGCACGACUUUACGGCAAAGAAAAUCCGUCAAUUGGAAAGUAUGCAUACAGAGGAAGAGGAGUAAAGAUUCGUAUAUUGAAGUCACGUGACACCAGCGGAUGAGAUAUAUGUAGGUUGCUAGCCCAUCGCCUUAAAAGAAGAAACCCAAGUUUGUAAGCCCAUCCCUUAGUCGCCUUUUACGACAUC
This is a messenger RNA of Amyelois transitella, 1711 nucleotides long. RefSeq names its product zinc finger protein 761. Gene Ontology annotation, biological process: regulation of transcription by RNA polymerase II. The transcript has 8 exons. The coding region runs from base 150 to 1589 and encodes 479 amino acids. Gene Ontology annotation, cellular component: nucleus. The record is from RefSeq and is a predicted model, not a curated record. Gene Ontology annotation, molecular function: RNA polymerase II cis-regulatory region sequence-specific DNA binding; zinc ion binding; DNA-binding transcription factor activity. Lineage: Eukaryota; Metazoa; Arthropoda; Insecta; Lepidoptera; Pyralidae.